GUUGGAUAAUGAUUUUGUAACCCAUAUUAGCGGAACAUACGGGAGACACCGAGGGGAGACAUGCAUCACUACAUUGAAGAUACAUACCCAUUUACACCCAGAGGGGUAUGCACAAUGUGGUAAGUUCAAGGAGGCCAGCGAAGUAACACCUUUCUCAUCUCCACUUCCAAUGGAUGAUUCUAUUGUCGGAUAAAUUUUUGGGUUCUAUUGGAAUAUUUGCAUUGGGCAAUAAGACCACAAAAAGUGAGCUAUGUGGUGACGUUGACAGUAAAGUAAACUGGUACAUGAAGCUUAAGAAAGAUGAACAUAUUUCCAAACUAACGAUCAAAUCUGGAUUUGUUGUUGAUGGAUUUGUGUUCGAAGUAAAAAACAAAACCACUGGAAACAGCUACAGCCAAAAGUUUAGUGGUCCCGGAGAGAACGAAGACUUGAUUACACUAGAAGACGACGAAGUGAUAACACAAAUAGACGGGGUUUACGGAGAUUACAAUAAGGAGGGGAUCAAAAUUGCCUUGAUAAAGAUCUAUACCAAUUUACAUCCGGAGGGAAUGGAAUAUGGUAAUCUAGAUGAUGUCACAAAUACUGAGAAUUUCUCAUAUACAGUGCCAUCAAUGAAUAGUUCUAUUGUUGGGUUUUAUGGAUCCUAUGGAUUGUUACUUAAUUCAUUUGGAAUUAUUGAUGAGACCAAAGAGUUUCACAAGUAUGGGCCAUAUGGACGUCCUACUUUUGCAUAAUGCUGAUGAUGCAUUGAUGCUUAUGCUCUGCGAUUGGAAUUUGGACGACCCGUUUCUUCGUUAUCUACGUGUGCCUGAUGCGGACUCCCGACUACAUGAAAAGAGUCAUCUUUUAAUUUUUAAUACUGUAUUUUCAUUCCCUUCUACUACCUCCGUAAACAGUUAUUUACAACGAUGGGACAUCUUUCCUCUCUACUUUAUGUCCCAUCGUUGCAAAUAACCGUUUACGGAGGUAGUAUUUUCCUAUGCGUGUUUUUUAUUUGCACUAAGACUUUUUUUUUUGUAAAAAAAAGAGAAUAAUUCCAGCCCAAUGUACGUUGUGUUGUCCUUUGUAUUUCCUUUUUGUUGACUCUUAAAGUCUUAAGUACUCCGUGUCUAUGAAGUUUUCUUUU
Molecule: messenger RNA, 1126 nt
Organism: Chenopodium quinoa (quinoa)
Lineage: Eukaryota; Viridiplantae; Streptophyta; Magnoliopsida; Caryophyllales; Amaranthaceae
Exons: 4
Coding region: 174-734 (186 amino acids)
Source: RefSeq, a predicted model, not a curated record